Molecule: messenger RNA, 486 nt
Organism: Penicillium malachiteum
Lineage: Eukaryota; Fungi; Ascomycota; Eurotiomycetes; Eurotiales; Aspergillaceae
Product: Ctf8 family protein
Exons: 1
Coding region: 1-486 (161 amino acids)
Biological process (GO): mitotic sister chromatid cohesion
Cellular component (GO): Ctf18 RFC-like complex
Source: RefSeq, a predicted model, not a curated record
AUGCCUUCGAUACGCUUACACCCUCACUCCUCCUCACCAACUGCAAAUGUGAUCCUGUCACCCAACCUUUCCCACCAAUUCACCAAUUCUCUCCCACAACUACUCCAGACACCCUCUGGUCUCGCUAUCCUCGAACUCCAAGGCACAAUCAACCUUCCCUCAACCGAGCAAGAUGACGAGCACGAUGACGGUUAUCAAUCACCGAAGGGCCCUACUUUCGAAACCCCAGUCGGCAAAAUCAUGUUCCCGGAUUACUCGACUUUGAACCCGGACGAUACCAAGUGGAUGAAGCGCGUGUAUCUAUAUGUCGGACGAUAUCAACGCAUGACGGGUGAAGUGAAGAAACUUCCUCGUCCAAUUGCUGUCCUUCAGAAACGCGUUUCCGUGGAAAAUCCUUCGACCGAGGCGGAGGAGUUGGAAGUUGUGGAUAUUGUGCGGUAUAAGAUUUUCUUCAAGAAUCGACCGGAGCCUGUGAAUGAUGUUUGA